AUGGGGCUUUGCUUGUCCCGAAAGGAGGGGCCACUGUACCAAGAAUAUAAGGCAUGUCUCCCGCCCAUGCAGGGCAAGGUGGUUGCUAUCACAGGUUGUACAUCCGGCACUGGCCUCGUCCUUGCACGGACCCUUGCACAAGCAGGAGCUGAGGUCAUCAUGCUGAAUAGGUCUUCGAAAAGAGCUGACGAUGCUUUGAAGGACGUCCAAGCUUUGACGUCGCAGGUGACUUUCAUUGAGUGUGACCUCAUGAGUUUUGCCAGCGUAAGGAAGGCAGCAACUGAGCUGAACCAGAGAUUGGCAUCCAAAGGCCUCGAUGUUCUUUGCAACAACGCAGGAGUUUCAACCCAACCGGAUCAAGCCACGGUAGAUGGCUAUGAUCCCCAAAUGCAAACUAACCAUCUGUCACACUUCCUUUUGACGCAGAAAGUCUGGCCUCUACUUUUGAAAGCGGCUGAUCUUCGAGGGGAAUCCCGAGUGGUGAACCACAGCAGUGGCUACCGCCACGCACAUAAGCAGCCCUUCCAUAUAAAGUACUAUGGAAAGAACGGCGGUCAGCUCGGAGGCGACGAUGAAAGCUUCAUGGAGACGAUCACAGUUCACCCGCCCGGACUUGAACGUUACUGCCACUCAAAGCUUGCCAACCUUAUCUUCACCUAUGCACUCGACGACCGGAUUCGCCAGAAGGGUCUUAAGGUAAAGGCCCUUUGUGCCAAUCCGGGCUUCACUGCCACUCGCCUCAUCGCGAAUUCCGAACGUUUGAGCUCCUGGUCGGAUUUCAUGGCCCGGCUCGCGCAGUCCGAGGAGGACGGCACUUUGGGCAUCUUGCGAUGCUCCUGCGAUCCGAGCGCCCAGUCCGGUGACUUCUUCAGCCCCCCUGGCGGUGCUUUGGCGACUCCUGCGGGUCGAGAGCUUGGAGGUAUGGCAGAACAAGAGAUGCAGGAACGCCAUGGGUUGCUGGCUUCGGAGCCCCGGCAAAGCGAGCCCGUUUUGGGAGGUGCUUUGGUUUCCUGGAACACAUUCUGGGUGGUCGUGUUCCCCUUGCUCGUCGCCGGCGUGGUCGUCCCGUGGCUUCUUGGCCAUCGGAUCAUUUCGGAAGUCGUCGUCGGCCUCAUUGUCCUCUACUUGAUGAUAGAGGGCAUCAUCCUCGUGUGCUUCCCCCGGGCCUUCCAACUCUGGGCGCUCCAGCGGCCCUGGAACUUCCUCGUUCGCCUCCUCCUGCCCCCCAUUGAGAUCUUGGAUUCCAUCGGGGCAGGCGGCACCGACCUGUCGAUGUUCACCUAUCGCCAGUGGGGAGAGAAUCUCUGUGCCAGUGGACAAGUCUGGCUGGGGAGUCAUGCCGUGGUUUCCAAGGCCUUGACAAGUCCCCAGGCCCGGAACAAUUGGCUGGGCGAACACCCGCUUUACCGGGGUGCCUUGCCGGAAGGUGACACGGGCCGCUGUGUUUUCCUCUUGAGCCUCUCCGGCAAGGCUGCCGGCGGCACGGGCGACCACGAGGCCUUCCGCAAGUGCAUGAUCGACACCUUGUUCAACGACGCCUCCAUGAGAAGGGAGACGGAUGAGCUUUCACAGUCCUACCUCGAGCAGGCUGCGGAGGAUUUCGUGAAGAUGACUGCCUACAACUUCUAUCAUGCAUCCGACGGCGGCAACACCACUUUCUGGAUCAAGUAUUUGCACCACGUGAUCUUUGGCAUGGACGUCCGAAAUCCACAGGAAGUCACAUCACUCUACUCCUUCCUCUUUGGCAGCAUGGCCCUGACGCACUACCUCGAACCCUUCGGUCGCCUACCUUGCAUCUCACAGCAUAAAACCAUCGACGAGGUGGCCGACCUCUACGAGAAGUCGCCGGCAUUUGCCAACUUCAAGGUCAAGCCAGAGUACAACAACAUGACUGCCAGAGAGCUUGCUGUUCUCAUGACCGCGAUCAUGCGCAUCGCGGGCAUCCAGGGCUCCCGCAUGUUGAUGUGGCUCUGCACGUCCGGAGAUAAGCAUGGCAAUCUCCAGACCGACAUCCGCCCGAUAUGGGACUCACUCAACUUGGACGAUGAUGAUGAACUCGAGAGAUUCGUCCUCGAAGUCUCCAGACUCUCCCCUCCCGUGACAAUCUCCCACCGGAUUGCCCAAGAGGACUUCUCCUGCGAGAUCAAGGGCAAAAGCUACAACUUCCCCAAGGGAACCAACGUGGCCAUCCCGAUCGUGUAUGCCAACAUUGACGAGGCAGCUUGGGGCCCAGAUGUCUGGGAGUUCAACCACAACCGGCCCGGCCUCAAAGAGAAGCAGGUGAGCUUCAACUCCGUGAACGGUGUGGGCGAUCGUGAAUGUCCUGGCAAAGGCUUGGUGCUGAGGAGCAUGAUUCGCCUGCUCAGGGUCAUUGGCAAGAAGAGGAGGCAGCAAAGCGCGGCUCAGAAUGUCUGA
Molecule: messenger RNA, 2415 nt
Organism: Symbiodinium sp. CCMP2456
Lineage: Eukaryota; Dinophyceae; Suessiales; Symbiodiniaceae
Source: the annotation of a GenBank genome assembly